CAACUGUUUUUUCUAACAUUUCUGAAUAGUUUUUGUUUUUUCAUUCUCAAACCAAUUAACCCAUUUUGACAGUGUGUAUUUAAACUUACCCACACCAAGGCCUCACUUCAUAAAGCUUUGUUCUUUGUCGUACAGGCUGAUAGUAUGCCUGAAAUGCCACCAGAAACAGUCACAGAAGAACAAUACACAGAUGAACAUGGUCACAUGGUGGUAAAGAAGGUCACGAGAAAGAUCAUCCGGCGAUACGUCUCUCCAGAUGGCACAGAAAAAGAGGAAGUUGUAAUGCAAGGAGUGCCACAGAAACCCGUUGCCAUCGAAGAAGGAGAUGGCUAUUCCAAAGUCGUAAAACGGGUCGUGCUGAAGAGUGACAGCAAACAAUCAGAGGUGACCGUGUCUGAACCUGUUGUUUUGCCUACUGCCUCUGAGUUCCAGUCCGAGCCAGCAGAAGGCCGGAAGGUCAGCAAAGUCAUCAAGAGCACUGUAGUGCAAGGCGAAAGGACAGAGAAACACCUGGGGGAUGCCAGCCUAGCUCGUGAUCUUCCAUCGGCCAAAGAGGACUUUGAAGAGGUAAAACGCCUUUUAAUGUACAAUAUUAAAUGA
Messenger RNA from Melopsittacus undulatus (budgerigar), 600 nucleotides. RefSeq names its product ankyrin-2-like. The record is from RefSeq and is a predicted model, not a curated record. Bases 145 to 600 code for a protein of 151 amino acids. NCBI's taxonomy places the organism in Eukaryota, Metazoa, Chordata, Aves, Psittaciformes, Psittaculidae. The transcript is spliced from 3 exons.